UGAUAUCAUAAAACACACAUGUAUAACAUACACGCGCAAUAUCCAAAAUAUAAACGACUUGAAAAGUAAAUAGUGGUCGUCGCGUCCGUCACAUGAUAAGAUAAAUUUUUGGAAUCCCGCAGAACAAAUUAUUUGUGUGCGUGACGUUAUGUGGAACGAAGACCUGACUACCAUUAUUCUAUCCACAUUAUCUGCCAUGAUUUUCUUUAUAUUCACGAUAAAUUUCUUCCGACACCUCGUAGGUAAUCCUCACAUUCAGAUUAGAGAUGUUACAAAGGAGCAUAGUUGGAAGGCAAUUAGCGGAACAACCAAGGCGUAUUACUGCAAUAUUUGUGAAGCUCUACUAUUGAACCUUGAUGCCCUUUUCUGUGACUCCUGUGGCGUGUGCGCGGAUCGAGGUUGCAUAAAGCUUGCCAAUAAGCAGCUAAAAUGCAAGGCUGUAACUCUCGAUAAUGAUCAAUUGAUGAAGCAUCAUUGGAUCAAAGGUAACCUGCCACUUGUCGCCAUGUGUUACAUCUGUGAAGAAGAGUGCGACGUAGAACCCGGCCUCGCGGAUUGGUGGUGUUGCUGGUGUCAGAGAUGUGUUCAUGAAACAUGUAAAGCUUCUCUCUCUGAAAUAUGUGAUUUUGGAAAGUUCAAAUUAAUGAUCAUUCCACCAGGAAGCUUAGAAAUAAUAAAUCGACGUAGGACAAUGAGACGUAGAUUACAUCUUCGUUCUGUUACAUCGCCAAACUGGCCCAAUUGGAAUCCGAUCAUUGUUGUAGGAAAUGGGAAAUCGGGAAACAAUGAUGGGGGCAAAAUUUUGUCACUGUUCAGAAGAUUGUUGAAUCCUGCGCAAGUGGUGGAUCUAGCAGACCGUGAUCCAGUCGCUGCCCUCGAAUGGUGCCGUUUGCUGGGGAAAACCCCGUCGACCAUACUCGUAGCCGGCGGCGAUGGGACCGUCGCUUGGUUAUUAAACACCAUCAACAAACUCGAGUUGGAGCCUGUUCCAUCUGUAGCAAUAAUUCCUUUGGGGACAGGCAACGAUUUGUCCAGAGUAUUAGGAUGGGGAAAGGAACACGACUCGGAUUUGGAUCCCAUGGAAUUGUUGCGAAAAGUUCAAGCAGCGGAAAAAGUCAAGCUCGACAGGUGGUCCGUGACGAUAAAACCACACGGCGGAUUAGGAUUCAGAGGAUCGUAUCGCACCUUAUUCAUGUACAAUUACAUAAGCGUGGGCGUGGACGCACAAGUGACUUUGGAUUUUCAUCGCACAAGGGAGAGUCGAUUUUAUCUGUUCAGUCAUAGAAUAUUUAACAAGCUGUUGUACCUGUGCUUUGGCACGCAGCAAGUUGUGGAAAGGGAGUGCAAGGAUCUCGAUAGAUGUUUAGAAGUCUAUUUAGACGACAAGAAGAUAGAACUGCCUUCUAUCGAGAGCGUAGUGAUACUUAACAUUCCAUCUUGGGCUGCCGGUGUCGAUCUAUGGAAAAUGGGAAUGGAAGACGACGAAGGUUCGGAAGUGCAAAGUAUUAACGAUGGCAAAUUGGAAGUGAUAGCGCUUUAUUCUUCAUUCCAUAUGGCUCAGCUUCAAAUAGGCCUCUCGAAACCACAUCGGAUUGGCCAAGCUAAUACCGUAAAGAUAAAAUUAUCGCGGUCGUGCGCUAUGCAAGUUGAUGGUGAGCCCUGGUAUCAACAUCCAUGCGAAUUCAGCAUAACAUACUGUAAUCAGGCUUCGAUGUUGAUGAGUAGCGACUUUUAAAUAUAUGCUGCCUCAUAAGCAUUUGCACAAAUGCAUUUAUUCAGACGUUACUGUGCGAGUACCAGCUAAUAUUUGUCAAAUCUGUUAACAACUUAGCUCCUUGACAACGGCGAUUAAAAUAUUGGAGUGUGCAAGAAGAAGAAAUGGAGAACUCUAGUCAAUGUUAUUCCACACAAGAAAAUGUAUGUUAUAUAUAUCUUUUAUGGAUUAUAGCUGUUUCGUAAUUCUAUAUUUGUUGAUGCUUAUUUAUAAUAAAAAUAUAUACAAACAAAAUAAAAUUAUAUAUAUAAAUAAAGAUA
Temnothorax curvispinosus is the source of this 2034-nucleotide messenger RNA. RefSeq names its product diacylglycerol kinase epsilon (gene Dgkepsilon). NCBI's taxonomy places the organism in Eukaryota, Metazoa, Arthropoda, Insecta, Hymenoptera, Formicidae. The record is from RefSeq and is a predicted model, not a curated record. Gene Ontology annotation, molecular function: ATP-dependent diacylglycerol kinase activity. The coding region runs from base 149 to 1735 and encodes 528 amino acids. The transcript has 11 exons.